AUGACCGGUGCACCUUGCAAGUACCAGGAUGCAGUUUCAGUCAAAUUCCAUUUAUCAACAUUCAAUUUUAUUCCGUCUUUGACUUCAAAUGAUCGUAUAGUUUAUGCCUAUAUUGCACUUGGUUAUAUUGCAAAAGAUAGUUCUUUUUAUGCAUCAUUACAUGCAGAAUUCACUUCACAAAGUUUACAAACGGAAUCAGAAACAUCAAAUAGUAAUACAACUAUUGAAUAUGGCGUUCUAUCUCAUAAAGAAACAAGUGAAAAUAUCCAAAUUGUCGAUAUUUCUGCAUUCACAGAUUUCUUAGAAGAAGUCAGAAGAGACUAUCAAGAUGGUGGUGCACAACUGCGUACUGCAUUAGAUAAAUUUUCAGAGCGUUAUAAAGCAGCUAAGCUGAAAUCUAUCUCUCAGCUAACUUCUUUUCUUUACGAUCUAAACCGUGAUUUAGAUUUAAUGGUUAAUUUAAGAAGUGGUUCUAUGAUUCGUGUACAAGUUGAAUCUGUCAAACGACGCAAAACAGAAGGGUCAGGAUGUAAGUGGAAACUACCUAAUACUAUUAAAGAUAAGGAAAAUUUGGACCCACAAAAUAUUCCUAGUUGA
Molecule: messenger RNA, 597 nt
Organism: Rhizophagus irregularis DAOM 181602=DAOM 197198
Lineage: Eukaryota; Fungi; Glomeromycota; Glomeromycetes; Glomerales; Glomeraceae
Source: RefSeq, a predicted model, not a curated record